GGUUAGAAAAGAUUUGGAAAUUGGUCUGACAGAACAAUCAUGAUGGGAUUAAGGAAUUCAACUGCCUUGCCUGGUGGUCUUCUCCUUUUAAUUGUUGCACUUUUGCUAUGCCAUGUGGACAAAGUACGUACAGAACAUCAACCUGAAGAAACCAAUCAUUCUCAAGAAUGUUCUGGUACCUAUUUCUGUAAGAAAGGUGUAAUUUUGCCAGUUUGGGAACCUCAAGAUCCUUCAUUUGGUGAUAAAAUAGCAAGAGCUACUGUAUACUUUGUGGCCAUGGUCUACAUGUUUCUAGGAGUGUCUAUUAUAGCAGAUCGUUUCAUGUCAUCCAUCGAAGUUAUUACUUCCCAAGAGAGAGAGAUAACAAUCAAGAAACCCAAUGGUGAGACCAGCAAGACAACAGUAAGAGUUUGGAAUGAAACUGUCUCGAAUUUAACAUUGAUGGCUUUGGGCUCUUCUGCACCUGAGAUCCUCCUAUCUGUCAUUGAAGUGUGUGGUCAUGGCUUCAAGGCAGGAGACCUUGGGCCAAGCACUAUUGUAGGAAGUGCUGCCUUUAAUAUGUUUGUCAUUAUAGCCCUUUGUGUUUAUGUUGUUCCUGAUGGAGAAAUCAGGAAGAUUAAACAUCUUCGUGUGUUUUUUGUCACUGCAGCUUGGAGCAUUUUUGCCUACACUUGGCUAUAUUUAAUUUUGUCAGUUAUAUCACCUGGGAUAGUAGAAGUCUGGGAAGGUUUACUCACUUUCUUCUUUUUUCCUAUUUGUGUGGUAUUUGCAUGGGUUGCUGAUCGAAGGCUUUUAUUCUACAAGUAUGUCUACAAGAAGUACAGAGCUGGAAAGCAGAGAGGCAUGAUAAUUGAACAUGAGGGUGAAGGGCCACCAUCUAAGGCUGAUAUUGAAAUGGAUGGAAAGAUAGUUAAUUCCCAUGUUGAAAGUUUCUUGGAUGGCACUCUAGUCCUAGAGGUGGAUGAGAAGGAUCAAGACGAUGAAGAAGCAAGGAGAGAAAUGGCUAGAAUCCUGAAGGAAUUGAAACAGAAGCAUCCAGACAAAGAGAUUGAACAGCUAAUAGAACUAGCUAAUUAUCAAGUUCUGAGUCAGCAACAAAAGAGUCGUGCCUUUUAUCGCAUUCAGGCUACUCGGUUAAUGACUGGAGCUGGCAACAUAUUGAAGCGACAUGCAGCUGACCAAGCACGAAAAGCAGUCAGCAUGCAUGAGGUCAAUUGUGAAGUGGCAGACAAUGACCCUGUCAGUAAGAUCUAUUUUGAGCAGAGCACCUACCAAUGCCUUGAGAACUGUGGCACAGUAGCUCUAACAAUUGCUCGUCGAGGUGGUGAUUUGACCAAAACAGUGUUGGUUGAUUUCAGAACAGAAGAUGGCACAGCCAAUGCAGGGUCUGAUUACGAGUUCACUGAAGGGACAGUGGUAUUUAAACCAGGUGAGACACAAAAAGAAAUAAGAGUUGGUAUAAUUGAUGAUGACAUAUUUGAGGAAGAUGAGAAUUUCCUUGUUCACCUCAAUAAUGUGAAGGUGUCAGAGCAAUCUGAAGAAGGUGUUCUAGAGGGCAACCACAUUGCUACUGUAGCUUGCCUGGGGUCACCUGUUACAGCCACAGUUACAAUCUUUGAUGAUGAUCAUGCUGGCAUAUUUACUUUUGAGGAACCAGUCACUCAUGUAAGCGAGAGUGUGGGGACCAUGGAAGUGAAAGUGCUACGGACAUCUGGAGCUCGAGGAAAUGUUAUUGUGCCAUACAAAACAGUUGAAGGCACAGCCAAGGGAGGCGGAGAGGACUUCGAGGACACCUAUGGAGAGCUUGAAUUUCAGAAUGAUGAGAUUGUGUAA
Messenger RNA from Notechis scutatus (mainland tiger snake), 1833 nucleotides. NCBI's taxonomy places the organism in Eukaryota, Metazoa, Chordata, Lepidosauria, Squamata, Elapidae. The record is from RefSeq and is a predicted model, not a curated record.